CACACACACACACACACACAGGUGCAGAAGGACCGAGAUGUUCUCCACACAGCUCCUCCUGACUCCCUGUAGUCGUUUGGAAGCAGAACCCCUGCGCUGAUCCUCUGUGUGUGUGUGUGUGUGUGUGUGUGUGUGUGUGUUUGGACUGAGAGAUGGAGAAGGCGCUCCGCUGAGCUCAGGCUAUCAUGGCUGAAAAGUCAAACUUUGGGAGUCAGAAAGUCUCCCGUCCCCAGGGCUCCCUUCCGCCCGAGCCCAUCGACAUCAUUCGAAUCAAAGCGCGCUCCAGAAGAGUCCGGAUCAAUGUGGGCGGCCUGGUCCACGAGGUCCUGUGGAGGACUUUGGACCGCCUGCCUCGCACAAGGCUCGGAAAGCUGAGAGACUGCAACACCCACGACACCUUAAUGGAGAUCUGCGACGAUUACAGUCUCAACGAGAGCGAGUACUUCUUCGACAGACACCCGGGUGCCUUCUCCUCCAUCUUGAACUUUUACCGGACGGGCAAGCUGCACAUGAUGGAGGAGAUGUGUGCGCUGUCGUUCGGCCAGGAGCUCGACUACUGGGGCAUCGACGAGAUCUACCUGGAGUCGUGUUGCCAGGCGCGCUACCACCAGAAGAAGGAGCAGAUGAACGAGGAGCUGAGGCGCGAGGCUGAGACGCUAAGGGAGAAGGAGGGAGACGAGUCGGAGACAGGAUGGUGCCCGGAUAAGAGGAAGAAGCUGUGGGACCUGCUGGAGAAACCCAGCUCUUCUGUGGCCGCCAAGAUUCUGGCAAUAGUUUCCAUCCUGUUCAUCAUCCUGUCCACCAUCGCCCUGUCGCUGAACACCCUACCUGAUUUACAAGUAAAGGAUGAGUUCGGACAGUUGAAUGACAACCCUAACCUGGCCCAUGUGGAAGCUGUGUGCAUAGCAUGGUUCACCAUGGAAUACCUUCUACGCUUUCUGUCUUCGCCCAACAAGUGGAAGUUUUUUAAAGGCCCGCUGAAUGUCAUCGACCUCUUGGCCAUACUUCCUUACUACAUCACUAUUUUCCUCACGGAGUCCAAUAAGAGCGUUCUCCAAUUCCAGAACGUACGCAGGGUGGUCCAGAUAUUCCGCAUCAUGAGAAUACUCAGGAUCCUGAAACUAGCCAGACAUUCCACAGGCCUUCAGUCACUGGGCUUCACACUCAGGAGGAGCUACAAUGAACUGGGCUUGUUGAUCUUGUUCUUAGCAAUGGGAAUCAUGAUCUUCUCCAGCCUGGUGUUCUUUGCUGAGAAAGAUGAAGACGCCACCAAAUUUACCAGCAUUCCAGCAUCCUUCUGGUGGGCCACCAUUACAAUGACGACGGUGGGUUACGGAGAUAUCUAUCCACAAACGCUUUUGGGUAAAAUUGUCGGUGGUCUUUGUUGUAUCGCCGGUGUUCUGGUGAUCGCCUUGCCCAUCCCCAUUAUUGUGAAUAACUUCUCCGAGUUCUACAAAGAACAGAAGAGGCAGGAGAAAGCCAUCAAGCGUAGAGAAGCUUUGGAAAGGGCAAGGCGAAAUGGUAGUAUUGUAUCAAUGAACAUGAAGGAUUCGUUUGUGCGCAACAUGGAAUUUGUGGACGUUGUGAUCGAGAAGAAUGAGGACAAGCCUUCGGACAACCACCUUUCUCCAAGUCGAUGGACGUAUCAGAAAAGCCCAUGCACUGCCACCAAAUCCUAUGACCCUAAAUAUCAGGAAGUGAUGCAGUCAAGGUCUCCAGAGAAAUUUCUCAAGCCGUGCUCCAGUCCUCAACGAUUAAACCCAAAAUCUCUGGAGCAAAUGUAUAACCAAAUGGCAAUGGCUCCAAAAGAAGGCUGCAGAAUUGGCAGGGAGGAGAGUCUGGAGAUGAAGGUGGUUCAGUCUGACCCAUCGAUAAAAGAUCGCCCUGUUACUGAGAUCAGAAGCAUAUCGAGCAUUGACAGCUUUGCAAGUUGCUCCACAGACAUCAGUGAAGUAGAGAAAACAGCUCUGAUCCCCAACCUGAUGCAGAUGAGACACCCUCGCGCUCCUCCUCCUUUAGACCUGACCCAGAUCACCUCCCUAAACACCAAGGAAAAUGAAAAGUCAAAGCAACCCACCAUCAUCAAGGAGGGACUCUAUGAGUUUGUUCAGUACAAACCAGAGGGCAGUGCCCGAUCUCAAGGGGAGGAGAACAAAAGCUUUGAUAUGAGCAGCGAAAGUGUAACAGGAUCUCCGAAAAGACAUGCCAAGGAUCUCCAUGUCAAUUUCGUAGAGUCUGGAGACGAGGCAUCACCCAGCUUGCAUUUGGUGGUCACAGACGAAACGAUACCACUAACACCACAUUCUCAGCAAAGUCCCAAUACUCCAGGAAGGGGUUUGGAACCUGAAGGAGCAAUGAGUUCUCCAGUUUUCACUCCAUCCUCUAGUGAGAGCCAAAGAGGGAAGAAUCACUUUGACAAGCCGACGGUUUCUCCUGCUUCACCUAAAAUUGUGCUGAAUUGUUCCCCUGGCAAUGAGGACACUUCAGACAGCGGUCAAAGUGGACAGAAAGUUGUCAAUCACCUUCUUUCACCAGACAUUCUCAAAUCGCCUGGAGACGGGAACGUCUCGCCACCAUGCGAAUCCAGCAUGUGAUGCUAAGCGAGGCAGUUUAGAUACCAAUGGACAGAUUGUGAAUCAGGUCAUUAAAACAAAAAAGAUAAAUGGCCUGGAAAAGGCACACGGACUCUCUGAUAUUGCAAAGAGACUAUUUGUUAACUUUGCAUGACAGCAAACCUAAGGUUGAUGGAACUGCAUUCCUGGAGAGGAACAAUGGAUAAUGUUUGGAUCAGAGAGUCUGAAAACUGUACUGGUGUCCUCCAGAUCUGCUCGGGACUGAGCAGAAUGACUGCCGAGCCUGAGCUCCGGACAAGUCUCCACCCAAUAAGUGAUGACAUAAUGGACACGGCAUGAACCAUCCAAUUUUGUUUAGUUUGGUUUGACUGAUUCUAUUCACUGAUAGUGACCGUAAAAACCAGUGUAUGCAAAUUAGUUCAUAGGACUUAAAUACGAUGACAAGCAUUAAAUUGUUAUCAAAUAUGCCUUCAUGAGGUGAUGUCCUGAUUGCUAAGCUUGCGUGUCAGUAUUCUGACACUCAAAUAAGGCACAAUUACUAUACGGUACAAAACCAAAAAAAAAGAACAGAAGCAAAAUGUAUACAAAAUAAUCAGCUCCUGAACAGCAUGCUAGUCUUCAUCCCUUCAUUUAUUCAGUGGAAACGAUGCAUGCACGUGUUAUACCAGAUGUCCAGCACAUUUUUAACACUGUGGACAAAACUUGCUGUAAGAUGUCUUGCCUUUUAUAAAACAUCUGUAUCACUUAUCUAGUGACGGACAAAGCAGCGCCUCCUGCUGGAUUAACAAAAACAGCACUUUAUACUUUAUUAAUGGUAAAUGACUGCCAUAGCACAGAACCUGGCUUCUCCAUAAUCACAAGAGAUACAUGUCUGAAUGACCAAUGCGUGAGGGUUGGUCUUUAUUUUACCUGUAUAUACUUGACUGGUAGUCUGCGAAAAACAUUACAGCUCAAAUGGAUUAUUCUCUCUCCUACCAAGUGAUUUUGUAAGAAUUAAUAAUAAAAAUAGCAGGACAAAUAACUCCUGCUCCGAGUAUUUAUGAGGAAUUAUGCGUGCCUUGUCAUAAAUAUUUAUGAGAAGGCGUUACGGUAUUUGGCUUUCUUCGUAUCAGUCUGUACAUAUAAAAAAAAGUCUAAUUUUUAUAGAGUAAAAUAUGCAAGUACAAUUGAGUUCUCAGGUUUUGUAUAACUUGAAAAGCACUAAUGUCAUGGUUUCGUUCCUCGUUUGAAACUGCUCACGUCUCACGUAUUCAUUGCAUCGAUGGAGGAAAUGCAGACGCUCCACUCAUAAUCACGUGUUCGUUCGUAUUUACAAUGCAAGAAUCAUUCUGUGUGAACGAAAAAUUCCCAUAAUGUAUAUUUAACCUGCACAAUGUAAAGUGUACAUGACAAACUAAACGCUGUCUUUUCUGCAUUUACUCUCACGCUGGUGUUUUGUUUUUUUCCUGAAGCUCAGUUUGUAGAUUUGUGGCAGUGCAACACUAGUUAAUAUUUAUUGUACGAUUAUCUUUAAAGAUAGUGACUGGAUUGUUUCAAACAC
Messenger RNA from Clarias gariepinus (North African catfish), 4113 nucleotides. It is a transcript of the gene kcnb2a, whose product is annotated as potassium voltage-gated channel subfamily B member 2a. Gene Ontology annotation, biological process: potassium ion transmembrane transport; protein homooligomerization. Gene Ontology annotation, molecular function: delayed rectifier potassium channel activity; protein binding. Lineage: Eukaryota; Metazoa; Chordata; Actinopteri; Siluriformes; Clariidae. Gene Ontology annotation, cellular component: voltage-gated potassium channel complex; membrane. The transcript has 3 exons. The record is from RefSeq and is a predicted model, not a curated record. Bases 186 to 2594 code for a protein of 802 amino acids.